Molecule: messenger RNA, 4738 nt
Organism: Thunnus maccoyii (southern bluefin tuna)
Lineage: Eukaryota; Metazoa; Chordata; Actinopteri; Scombriformes; Scombridae
Product: A disintegrin and metalloproteinase with thrombospondin motifs 2-like
Exons: 24
Coding region: 111-4400 (1429 amino acids)
Biological process (GO): extracellular matrix organization; proteolysis
Cellular component (GO): extracellular matrix
Molecular function (GO): metalloendopeptidase activity
Source: RefSeq, a predicted model, not a curated record
CUGACGGUCCGUCUCUGUGGCUGUCGCUCUAUUUAUCUCUGUCUGUCUCUCUCUCUCUACCUGUCUUUCUCUCUCUACCUGUCUCUCUCUCCACCCGUCUCUCUCUCAGGAUGGAUGAGUUUCAUUGUGGAUUAUUGAUAAUGUUUCUGCUGCAGAUCAGCUGUUUACACUCAGUUUACAUCCCUGGCAACACAGAUUCUCUCCAUCAGGUUCUGUCAGAGUUCGGUGUUGUUCGACCAAUCAGGACCGACUCGGAGGGGCGUUUCCUGUCAGCGUCGGUCUCCACCCGCCGCCUGCACCGCAUCAAAAGACACGCCCACUCUCCUGAGGAUACGCUCACUGACACAAACAUGGACAGAGACAACACACAGACACAAACUGACACGCCCAUAAACAGGCCGGCCCCGCCCACCGAGAUGUCACCGUCCAACCAGAUGGGGUCGAGCUGGAGGGGGCGGAGCUACGGCACUGAGGAGGCAGAGCUUUUCUACAAUGUGACGGUGUUGGGUCAGGAGCUGCACCUGCGGCUGCGUCCGAACACGCGUCUCGUCGCCCCCGCCGCCACCAUGGAGUGGUGGGAGGAGUCAGGGCGGAAACACUCACAGCCAAUAGGAGACACCGGCUGCUUCUACACGGGAGAGGUGUCCAACAUGGAGGACACAUCUGUCGCCAUCAGCAACUGUGACGGACUGGCAGGGGUGAUCCGGACGGGUCAGGAGGAGUUUUUCAUUGAGCCAUGGGAUCGAUGGAGGGCAGGAGGAGAGGAAGAGGGGGAGGACGAAGAGGAGGACGGACGACGACACAUUGUUUAUCGAUCCUCAGCCAUCAUCAGGAAACAACAAGCUGUCAAUCAAACUGAUGCUGUCAAUCAAGGUGCUGAUGACUUCCUCCGAGGUCCUCUUUUAGGGUCUUGGAGCCUGAAGCAGAAUGUGUCGUGGUCUAAAUCCAACUCAGCUCGACAACGACGCUACAUCGAAGAGGCUGAACUGUUUAACAUCGAGGUUCUGUUAGCGGUAGAUUAUUCUGUUCUUCUGUUCCACGGCCGAGACCACAUUCAGAAAUAUCUGCUGACGCUGAUGAACAUAGUUAACGAGAUCUACCAGGAUCAUUCACUGGGAGCCAAUAUCAACGUCGUUCUGGUCAGAAUCAUCAUGUUGUCUCCAACAAAGUCCCAGGAGCUGAUCUCUGUGGGGAAUCCCCAGAAGAGUCUGGAGAACGUUUGUGGCUGGUCGUAUCUCCAGCAGAGGGAGCAGAGUCAUGCCGAGCAGCACGACCACACCAUCUACCUGACCAGGCAGGAGUUCGGCCCCUCUGGCAUGCAGGGUUAUGCUCCAGUCACAGGAAUGUGUCACUUGCAUCGGAGUUGCGUCCUCGUCUUCGAGGACGGUUUUUCUUCGGCUUUUGUAGCUGCCCACGAAACAGGACAUGUGUUAGGGAUGGAGCAUGACGGUGAGGCGAACGACUGUGCUGACGACGUGCCGUUGGGCAGCAUCAUGUCUCCGCAGGUUCAGGCCACCUUCCAUCGAUACCACUGGUCCCGGUGCAGCUGGAGGGAACUGCACAAAUACCUGGAUAAGUAUGACUGUCUCCGUGACGACCCGUUCAACCAUGAUUGGCCGGCUCAGCCCCAGUUGCCGGGGUUUCAGUACUCGAUGGACCAACAGUGUCGUUUUGACUUUGGACCUGGAUACAGUAUCUGUACCGUGUACACCAACCACGACCCCUGCAAGCAGCUGUGGUGCAGCGACUACAACAACCCGUUCUUCUGUAAGACCAAGAAAGGUCCGCCGCUGGACGGGACAAAGUGUGGACCGGGGAAGCACUGCUUUAAGGGUUUCUGCAUGAAGUUGACCCCUGACCUCCUGAGACAAGAUGGCAGCUGGGGAACGUGGAGUCCGUACGGCGCCUGCUCCAGGACCUGCGGCGGCGGGGUCAGGUUUCGGGCCCGGCGCUGCGACAACCCAGUUCCAGCCAAUGGGGGGCGCACCUGCUUCGGGAACAGCUACGAGUUCCAGCUGUGCAACCAAGAGGACUGUCCUCCAAUGACCGACUUCAGGGAGGAUCAGUGUAAAGUCUGGAAUCCAUUUUUUGAACAUGAAGGAAGGAAACAUCACUGGCUGCCGUAUCAACACCCCGACCCUGACGAGCGCUGUCGUCUGUUCUGUCAGUCGAAGGAGACGGCGGCAGUGGUUUCCAUGAACAGAAUGGUGCAUGAUGGGACGGCGUGCUCCUAUGGCGACGCCCACAGCGUCUGCGUCCGAGGAGAGUGUGAGCAUGUAGGAUGUGACGGACAGAUUGCGUCCGACCAGCAGGAGGAUCGGUGUGGCAUCUGUGGAGGAGAUAACUCCAGCUGUAAAAUCAUCAAAGGAAACUUCACACGCAGCACCAAGAAAUCAGGUCAGAAACUGAAGCAUGUUCCUGUCAGAGGAGCUGCAAACGUUGUUGACCAAUCAACUAAUUAUUGUUUCUGUUGCCUAGGUUACCUGAAGAUCCUGGAGAUCCCCAAAGGAGCCCGGCACCUGCUGAUCCAAGAGUUUAAAGGGACUCCUCACGUCCUGGCGGUGAAGAACCAGGAGACGGGUCACCUCUUCCUCAAUGAUGAAAAUGAGUUCCCAGAAUCCCGAGUGGUGAUCGAGAAGGGCGUGGCCUGGGAGUACACAAACAGUGAGGAACAGGAGUCCGUCCAGACCACGGGGCCGCUGAAGUACGGAGUCCUGCUCAUGGUCCGUUCCCAUGGCGACUCCAAAGUGACGGUGUCCUAUAAGUACAUCAUACAAGACCAUCUACGGUCCUCGCUGGAGUCCAACCUGCUGCAGGAGGACACCAUCUUCUACGAGUGGGCGCUGAAGAAGUGGUCGCACUGCUCCAAACCCUGCGGAGGAGGGAAACAGUACACCAGGUUCGGCUGCAGGAGGAAGGCAGAUGGGAAGAUGGUUCACAGAAUGUUCUGCUCCAACAUCAACAAGCCAAGAGCCAUCAGCCGCAAGUGCAACGCCGACGCCUGCAGCUCGCCACGUUGGGUGACCGGGGACUGGGAGGACUGCAGCGCCUCCUGUGGGCAGACGGGGUGGCAGCGUCGCUGGGUGAGCUGCCAGCAGGCAUCCAGCAGGGGGCAGCAGCAGCAGCAGCAGCAGCAGCUGCAGUUGCAGCUGCGUUCGGUGCACAGCAAGCUCUGCGGUGAUGAACGGCCAGACACGAAACGUACCUGCAACCGUGUCCCCUGCCCUGCCACCUGGCGAGCUGGACCCUGGACCCCGUGUUCAGUCAGCUGUGGAAACGGCACGCAGGAGCGUCAGGUCGCAUGUUCGAGUCCUGAAGGUUCAGCCAGAAACUGCAGUGAUCCUCAACCAAUCACAAACCGAACCUGCCAGGCCCCACCCUGCAGUGGCGACCAGAAGAACAUCAUCCAGUGGCUGUCCAGAUCCAACCCCGACUUCCCUGCAAAGAUCUCUUCUAAGCAGCGUUGCCGUGGUGACCGGUCUGUGUUUUGCCGGAUGGAGGUGUUGAGUCGGUACUGUUCCAUCGCCGGAUACCGACAGAUGUGCUGCAAGUCCUGCAGCGAAGGCAAUUUCAGCAACUCCGACAACUUCAGCAGCACGAUCUCGCCGAGCGCCAAUAGCUCUUGGAGUUUGACCACAGAGGCGGCAACCUCAGCGUCCAGCUCCUCCACCACCAUCAGUGACAUCAUCACUUCAGCUACCAGCUUCACUGUAACUCCACCCCCCGCCAGCAGUGGCAGCACCGACUUCGUUUAUGUGGAGUAUGACGAUUACGAUGAGUACUCGUCCUACGAGGACCCUGAGACCCCGGCUGAGACUCCUGUUACCCCAGCCACCACCACUACCACUACCACCACUACUACUACUACCACUACUACUACAAGGCGUACAAGAAAAACUGCUCCGCCAUAUUUGUUCAGGAGGAAAACUACCACUCCCAUAAUGCCCGCUGCUACAGUUCCCAUGGUAACUACUGAUGGUCAAAGGUCAACACUGGCGCCAGUCAGCACAUCUCCCGUCCCAGAGUUCCCCAGCACACUGUGGGUCGAUGACAUCAUCACUGUGACAUCAUCACCAAAGAGAACAUCAGGAGGGAGGAGCCUCAAAACUCGAAUUAAUCUGACGGAAACUGAACCGACACCAUCGCCGCCGCCAUUCAUCCCAUCCUCGAAGAAGGAGAACAACUCUGUGGACGAGGUCUCGUACCGGAUCGUGGGAUUGGACAGUGACAUCACGAGGGGCCAGCAGAGCUACUUUGUGCCCCGAAUGCCUCCGUUCCGUGAGCGAACACAAAACAAACGCAUCCAGGAGCUUUUGAACGAGAAGCGGCGGCAGGAUCUCCUGAGGCGGCCGAGCAGGAGCCGAGUCGUCAGGACUGAGCGGAAACACGCCGGAUUAUAAAACAUUCAUACGUCUGCAGUUUUAUUUUCACUUUUGAUGCCGCAUGUGCAGCUCGCUCACUUCCUGCUAACGCUAAUGAACUCUACAUGAGAAACAGACUGCAGAGUUCACCUUCAUGUUUCCUGACGUGUUGGUCAGAGUUCAUACUUACAUGUUCUUAAAUCGAUGUAAAGUAUCAUGUGAACCAUGUCAGACCAGAACGUGGACAGUUUGCUUCAGCUUCCUGCAGAGAUCCAGAUCCAGAUCCUGGUCUGUUCAGCUUCAGCUGGUUUUUCACUCGUUGGUCUCAUUCAUGAUGUUUGUAAAAGAUAAUCUCAAAUAAAGCAAAGUCUCAUCCA